Neltuma alba is the source of this 805-nucleotide messenger RNA. RefSeq names its product TMV resistance protein N-like. The record is from RefSeq and is a predicted model, not a curated record. The transcript is spliced from 2 exons. NCBI's taxonomy places the organism in Eukaryota, Viridiplantae, Streptophyta, Magnoliopsida, Fabales, Fabaceae. Gene Ontology annotation, biological process: defense response. Gene Ontology annotation, molecular function: ADP binding. Bases 50 to 805 code for a protein of 251 amino acids.
GUUAAACGACGGGUAUGAAGCAGAAUUCAUUGAAAGCUUUGUUGGAGAAAUGGAGUCAAAGUUGCUUGAUAAAUCAGCAUCUAGUCUUGGCAGGUUAAUUGGAAUUGAACCAAAAUUAGAUAAAUUGGAGUCAAUCGUGGAAAGUGAAUCAAAAGGAGAUGGGUUUAUAGGAAUAUGGGGCACAGGAGGUGCAGGGAAAACAACUCUUGCUAGAGCCUUUUAUGAGCGAAAGCGCAGAAACUUUGAGAAUCAUUGUUUUCUUCCUAAUAUUAGAGAGGCAUGUGAAAAAGAUCGUUUGAUUUCAUUGCAAAGAAAACUUCUUUUUUCUUUAGAUAAAAGGAGUAUGGAAGUGACUGAUUCUUAUGAAGGAAUGGAGUUAAUAAAAAGCAAGUUGACCAACAGAAAAAUUCUACUUGUCCUUGAUGAUGUGAAUCAUAUUGAGCAACUUGAAAAUUUCACUCCAAGGCAAGGAUGGUUCAGCAAAGGGAGCAUAAUAGUGAUAACAACAAGGGAUAAGCAUUUGCUAUCAUCAUAUGGUGUAUCUGAUAGUGCUAUAUAUGACAUUGAAUUCUUGACUGAUAGUGAGUCCCGUGAACUUCUCAUUCAAAAUGCCUUUAAAGAAGGGCAACCUGAUGAAAAUUUUUUGAAACUUGCUACAAACGUCAUUGAAUAUGCUGGAGGCCUUCCUUUAGCAAUCAAAGUGUUAGGUUCAUUUCUUUGCAAAAGGAAGAUAGAGGAAUGGGAAUAUGCACUGGCUAAGUUCAAGAACUAUCCUCCAGAGGACAUUUCGAAGAACUUGAAGUGA